Messenger RNA from Neoarius graeffei (lesser salmon catfish), 958 nucleotides. RefSeq lists its product as uncharacterized. The transcript has 2 exons. The coding region runs from base 81 to 773 and encodes 230 amino acids. Lineage: Eukaryota; Metazoa; Chordata; Actinopteri; Siluriformes; Ariidae. The record is from RefSeq and is a predicted model, not a curated record.
UAAGGGGGCACAACAUUAUUUGUGACAACUUUUUCACAAGCUACGCCCUGGGUCAGGAACUUCUCAAGAGAAAGAUCACAAUGGUCGGAACGGUCCGCAAAAACAGGACUGAACUCCCACCAGAACUGCUUGUGACAAAGGACAGAGCCCCUCAGUCCUCUGCAUUCGCCUUCACAGACACCACUACUGUGGUGUCAUACUGUCCUAAAAAAGGGAAGAAUGUUGUGCUCAUGAGCACCUUGCACAGGGAUGUGGAAAUCAGUUCAGGAGAAGACCAAAAACCCACCAUCAUCUGUGACUACAAUGCCACCAAAGGGGGUGUGGAUAAUUUGGAUAAGGUGACAGAUGCCUACAGUACCAAGCGGAUGACUGCACGCUGGCCUCUUGUCAUCUUCUACAAUAUAAUUGAUGUAUCGGCAUACAAUGCCUUUGUGAUCUGGUCAGAGAUCUGUCCAGAGUGGAAUGCUGGAAAGCUUUUCAAGAGACGCAUGUUCCUCGAAGAGCUGGGAAAGGCCCUUGUGGUUCCACAUAUUGAACAAAGAAAAUCCAUGCCAAGGACACCGACUGCUGCAGCCACCGUUCGGGAGAUCCAGGACAGCGCAUCAACCAGCACACCAGUGCGCGAGGUUUCUGCAGGGAGUAAAAGGAAGAGGAAGAGAUGCCAGAUCUGCAAGCCAGCAGUUGAUGUGAAGACAAGCUCAACUUGUGUGAAGUGUGGUAAAUUCAUAUGCACAAAACACACUGUGAUGGCAUGCCCCUCAUGUGCCAAGUAGAGUCAUUUCUGUGAAUUUCUGUUCCUAGGUGCUGUAGUUCAUAUACUGUAAUUCCCAAACAUUCUAUAGUUCAUGUUGUUCCUAAGCAUUGUAAAGUGUCACAUUCAGACACACACAUAGUGGGAAAGAGGUGUUCAAACAGCAAUUCAUACACUUAUGUACAGUGGUGUUCAUACUACUUAUCU